AUGAGUGAAAACGUAGAAGUUGUGCAUUUGAAGGAUCUGACCAUUGUUCGCCUGACCGGCAAGCUUACCAAGGCCGACUACGAGUCGUUCGUGCCUGAGGUUGAAAAGCAGAUUCAGGAAUUUGGCAAGCUUCGUCUGCUGGUCGAAUUGCACAACUUCCAAGGCUGGACCAUGGGUGCCCUGUGGGACGACAUAAAAUUUGAUACGAAGCAUUGGGGCGAUAUCAAACGCCUGGCGAUCGUAGGCGAAUCGAAAUGGGAAGAAGGUAUGGCUGUCUUCUGCAAGCCGUUUACUUCGGCAAAUGUGAAAUAUUUCGAUCACACGAAGCUGGAAGAUCUCUCCGCGAUGGUGGAAGAGAACCCGCAUGAUGUUCGGCAGUUCCUCGACGAACUGUAUCGUUCGGAGUCGCGCCGGGUCUUUGCGACCCUGGUGCGACUGUUGGGCGAUUUUGAUCUCGCUGAAGAAGCGAUGCACGAGGCAUUUACAUCCGCCUUUGAGAAGUGGCAGCAGGAAGGGAUUCCCAAGAAUCCACGUGCUUGGCUUGUCUCGACGGGGCGAUUCAAAGCGAUUGAUACGAUUCGUCGUCGCGUUCGUUUCGACGAAUCGUUAGAGGAUAUUUCUCGUCGGCUUGAUGACGAAAAAGAUCAGUUUGCUGCCAUCGAUGAUGAAAAUAUCGAGGACGAUCGUCUCCGUUUGACCUUUACUUGCUGCCACCCAGCGAUCUCGGCCAAUGCUCAAGUGGCUCUUACGCUCCGAGAAGUGUGUGGACUACGCACCGAAGAGAUUGCCAGCGCGUUUCUGACGACUCCUCCCACCAUUGCGCAGCGAAUCGUUCGUGGUAAGCAAAAGAUUCGAGAUGCUGGCAUUCCUUUCGAGAUUCCGACGGUUCCACAAAUGCCGCAGCGUCUCGAUUCCGUCCUUUCGGUCAUUUACCUG
Symbiodinium sp. CCMP2456 is the source of this 936-nucleotide messenger RNA. The record is from the annotation of a GenBank genome assembly. Lineage: Eukaryota; Dinophyceae; Suessiales; Symbiodiniaceae.